AUGAAGCUCAUCGCCUCCACCCUAUUGGGUCUCGCUGCUUCAGCGCAGGCUUCAACUAUCACCUAUACCACUGUGACUGGCUAUUUCUUGCAGGAUGAGACUGCAACUGAUGCCUCAACAUUCGAUUACACUGCCGUGAACUUUGGUCUCCUGAACCGUACUUAUCUUGCCGAUCAGGAGCUUAAGAACGCCAAGUCUCUCACACAGUGGGAGCGCUUCUACAACCAGGUGGAGAAGCUGAACGAUGAAUCUCACAGUGAUGUGGAGUACAAGGUUCUGUUCCUCGGUCGCCACGGCGAGGGUUGGCACAACGCUGCCCAGACUUACUACGGUACUCCAGCAUGGAAUUGCUACUGGGCCGAAUUGGACGGCAACGACACCGCAACCUGGUUCGACGCCGAGCUCACCGACAACGGCGUCUCCCAAGCCCUAGUCGCCCACAACUUCUGGCAAAAGGAGAUUGACGAGCAGCGCAUCCACACUCCAGACAACUACUUCGUCAGCCCCCUGACCCGCACCCUCCAGACAGCAAACUACACCUUCACCGACCUCAACCUACCCAAGGGUAGCGCCAAAUUCAGCCCUCUCAUCAAAGAGCUCUUCCGCGAAGGAAUCAGCAUCCACACCUGCGACCACCGCCACGACCGCUCCUACAUCCACAGCCUCUUCCCCGAUUGGUCCAUCGAGAAGGGCUUCAGCGAGGAAGACAAGCUCUGGAACGGCGUCACAGCCGAGACCGACGAUGCCCAGGACGUGCGCAGCACCGCCGCACUGGACGAGGUCUUCUUCACCUCCGCCUCCAGCAAGAAGGAGUCCUUUGUCUCGGUCACUUCGCACUCCGGUGAGAUUAGCUCCAUCCUCCGUGUCGUGGGUCACCGCACUUUCAGCCUGAACACCGGUGCCGUUAUUCCCGUGCUUGUGCGUGCUGAGCGCGAUGCGAAGGCUAAGGCUACUACUACCUCUUACACUUGGACUGCAGACCCCCAUUGCACCGUGCCCCCCGUUACGUCGGUCACUGCUUGCGUUUGCCCGUCCAGUGCUGCGCCGGUUACCACCGCUUUGGCUACUAGCACUUGA
Penicillium verhagenii is the source of this 1077-nucleotide messenger RNA. RefSeq names its product phosphoglycerate mutase family protein. The transcript has 3 exons. The coding region runs from base 1 to 1077 and encodes 358 amino acids. NCBI's taxonomy places the organism in Eukaryota, Fungi, Ascomycota, Eurotiomycetes, Eurotiales, Aspergillaceae. The record is from RefSeq and is a predicted model, not a curated record. Gene Ontology annotation, molecular function: phosphatase activity. Gene Ontology annotation, cellular component: cytoplasm.